CAAGUAUUCUGCUUUGCGGUACACAGAGGAUGUUUGAAGACACCGAGAGUCGACCGUCUAGCCCUGACAAUGCUCUCGUCGCACUUACGAACUUCGACUCGGACUGGCAUCCUAUCUUUCAUGCGUCCAACCAAGUAGUCCUCUAUAAUCCUACCUCGCAUGCCCUUUCGAUUCGGAAAGCGUCCCAUGUUCCACACGCGACCAACUGCCCCUACUGUAACCGGCCCUUUCCCCAGUCUUUCCAGCGAGAGGAGGAGGACGCAGACGACCAUGUCGACAUAUCUAACGACCACGCACACGUAUCUAAUUACUUCCAGCUGCUGGCUGUGUCUAAUGAAGCCUCUUUUCGACCUUCUUCGCCACCCAGCCUUGCUUCGCCGCCCUCCUCUCAGCCAUCUACCCAACCAUCAAGCAGGCCGGAGAGUAGGAAUGGUGCAAGGAGGAGAAGGAGCCGUAGUACGAGCAGAACGACCUCACAAGAUGGAUUUGGGCCCGCCGCCAUGGCGCAAGGCUAUUUUGCUCGCUUCUUCAAAGAGGAAUGCAGACUUGGAAUGGGUGCCAAUGGCACCGUAUAUUUGUGCCAGCAUAUCCUAGACAAUAACCCCCUAGGCCAUUUCGCCGUGAAGAAGAUCGCCGUAGGCGACUCCCACAGCUACCUGCUCAACAUCCUGCAGGAAAUCCGCCUCCUCGAGCGCCUCCACCACCCGAACAUCAUCACCUACCACCAUGCCUGGCUCGAGAUGGCACGAUUCUCGACAUUCGGCAUGGAGGUGCCUACGCUACACGUGCUGAUGCAGUACGCGAGUGGCGGGUCACUAGACGACUUCAUCUCCGCGCGUCUCGGCGAUAAAGAGCAGUCCUCGUCGGGCCAGCCCUCGGCUGCCGCCUCCCGCUCUGCCCGGAUUCGGGCGUUCAGAGAGCGGCAGAAGGCCGCGCGCUCUCAUCAGGGUCAGAACGACGCACAAACUCAUGGGCACGGUGCGUGGAAGGCCGUGCAUUUGUUGAGCGCCGAGGAGGUGCGGAGAUUAUUUGGCGACGUCGUGGAAGGUCUAGGGUUCUUGCAUAACAGAUCUAUUUUGCAUCUCGACCUGAAACCAGGGAAUGUCCUCCUCACCUACGACGAUGGGCAAUUGAUACCCCGAGCAAUGCUCUCGGACUUUGGCACGUCGCGCGAUAUGCUGCACUCUAAAGCCCGCUCAGGAAACACUGGAACGCUGGAGUACUCCUCUCCCGAGUCCCUCCCGUCGCCGCAGACCGGCCUGCUGCGCGACAUCGACUCAAAAUCAGAUAUGUGGUCCCUCGGGAUGCUGCUAUAUAAAAUGCUCUUCUUCCGCCUACCCUAUCGUUACGAGGAAGGGCGUCUCGAUAUCCUCGAGAAGGAGAUCCAGGGUUUCCCUGGGUUCCGGUCCAACUCAGAGAUGGUGAAAGCAUUCGAGUCUAGGCGCCUUCCGCGGGCGUAUCUGUAUUUACUGGAGAAACUACUGAGUCCGAAGCCAUCUGCGAGACCAUCUUGCGACAAGAUCCUCAGUGCCAUUCGUGAGGGACGAUUCGAUCCGUCACACGCAGAUCCGGAUUUACCUGGUCCGUCCUCCCUCGUUCCUGCUCACCGGCGCCCUGGAGCAGGCCCAGCUUCGGGUUCUCCUCCCGCGACCGAUGCACAGCAGACAAAUAAGUCAACGGACAGCCGUACCGUUGACGCUCCUAAUUCAUCGAUAACCGACCAGCAUACUGUCUCCGAGAAAGAUAAAGAAUCCGUCUCAGGGGAAGACCACGAGUCGACUCCCCUGUUGGGCUUGCCCCCUGUGGAAGUCGGGCGAUGGGGAAACCUGUGGUUGAGGAUGACCGGAUUAGCACGGAUAACCCCUCCUGCGGCGCUUCGUGGUCGCGUGCCUAGAAUCCUAUUGCAUCGGACGCUGAAGUCCGGUAUUCUGGUGGCCAAGGUUUUGAGCUUUACCUCCUCUUGCCCGAACCCAGGUUCACAUCCGAUUCUUCUCGCAUCUGUCCUGACUUUCGGAAUCAUGGACACUUGGUUUGAUGGAUAUCAGGUGUCAGCAUUUCUGGGUGCAAUGCACGCCAUUAUCUUAUGGCUGAGUUCGAAGCAUUAUUGAGUCGAUUUUGGGAAUGCUC
Gloeophyllum trabeum ATCC 11539 is the source of this 2127-nucleotide messenger RNA. RefSeq names its product kinase-like protein. The record is from RefSeq and is a predicted model, not a curated record. Lineage: Eukaryota; Fungi; Basidiomycota; Agaricomycetes; Gloeophyllales; Gloeophyllaceae. Gene Ontology annotation, biological process: protein phosphorylation. Gene Ontology annotation, molecular function: ATP binding; protein kinase activity. The transcript has 9 exons. Bases 30 to 2108 code for a protein of 692 amino acids.